AUGCUGCUCCUCAGCAUUCCAGUCCUGGCAUUCAUCGCUCUCCUACUCCUCGCUCUCUACAAAUUUAUCAUCUACCCAGCCUUCAUAUCGCCACUUUCAAAAGUUCCAAAUGCCCACUGGACAGCCCCUUUUUCCCCGGCAUGGAUCAUCUGGACCAGGUUCCGCGCUCAAGAAAAUCGGACGGUUCACGCGGCGCAUCUCAGAUUAGGUCCCGUCAUCCGCCUUGGUCCCAACGAGCUCAGCGUCAACGAUGUUGCGGGCUUAAAAACAGUCUAUGCAGGUGGGUUUGAGAAAGGAGAGUGGUAUUCCAUCUUUGAUAAUUAUGGAGUACCGUGCAUGUUCUCAGUCUGGCACUCCCGUGAACACGCGGCACGAAAACGGAUGAUCUCAAAUGUGUAUUCUAAGUCCAUGAUGCACAGCUCUCCUGCUCUUGAGCGACAGGCUAAAGUAAUACUCUACGAUCGACUUCUCCCAAUCCUCUGCUCCUCGUCCUCGGCGUUCCCGAACGGCAACGCUAUUGACAUCCAUGACAUCUGGAACGGAACUACCAUGGACUUCAUCACCGCUUAUCAGUUCGGUCUCAAGAACAGCAGCAACUUCCUCCAGGAUGAGACAUACCGCCGUCACUGGAUGUAUCUCUACCAUUGUCGAAAGACAUAUCCUUUCUUCGCACAAGAGAUUCCACGUUUGACCAGCUUCCUUAAAUUCUUCCAUAUCCAUCUCGUGCCAACAUGGGUGGAUGAUGCAAAUAGAGAACUGGAAGCUUGGACGCAAGAGCGUUGCAAUUCCACCGUGGCAUAUCUCAAAGAGUCAGCCGCUGACGACAAGGAUGUUGGCAAUGAACCUGUUGUCCUAGGGGCUAUGUUGGCCGGGAUUGAAAAGGAGAAGAAGGCCAAAGGAGACACAUCCGUGCUCGCAGACACAACACUCAAGUACCCGGAACUCAGCAUCGCGAGUGAAAUGAUAGACCAACUCGCCGCAGGACACGAGACGUCCGCGAUAACACUCACAUACCUCUCUUGGCAACUGUCCAAAAACCUCCCAUUACAAGACGCACUCCGCGCCGAACUCCUCACACUCUCUCCCAACAUGCUCCUCACAUCUUCCAAUUCCCACAACAACAACAACAACAACAACAACAACAACAACAACAACCUACCCAACCCCAAAGCAUUAGAUUCCCUGCCCAUCCUCCACGCCGUCCUCAUGGAGACGCUCCGCCUGCACGCCGCCAUCCCCGGGAACCAACCCCGCGUGACUCCCUACCCAGCAUGCACCUUGGGACCCUACGCCAUCCCCGGCGGCGUCCGCGUCGGCGCACAAGCCCACAGCGUGCACCGGAAUCCCGUCAUCUACCCGGAGCCCGAGAAAUGGGAGUACACGCGCUGGAUGGAUGACCGGAACGGGUACACGGAGGAGCAGAGGCAGGCGCGGGAUCGCUGGUUUUGGGCCUUCAGCAGUGGAGGGAGGAUGUGCAUUGGGAGUAAUUUCGCUAUGCAUGAAAUCAAAUUGGUCGUCGCGGCCGUGUAUUCGAAUUUCAGGACGCAUCUCGUGGAUGAUGAAGGUAUUGAGCAGAUGGAUGGCUAUACAGUUGGGCCGAGAAGCAAUAAGCUCUUUCUGAGAUUCGAGAGGGUUCUGGAGCAAUGA
Amorphotheca resinae ATCC 22711 is the source of this 1647-nucleotide messenger RNA. RefSeq lists its product as hypothetical. Bases 1 to 1647 code for a protein of 548 amino acids. Gene Ontology annotation, molecular function: oxidoreductase activity, acting on paired donors, with incorporation or reduction of molecular oxygen; heme binding; iron ion binding. NCBI's taxonomy places the organism in Eukaryota, Fungi, Ascomycota, Leotiomycetes, Helotiales, Amorphothecaceae. The transcript is spliced from 3 exons. The record is from RefSeq and is a predicted model, not a curated record.